AAGCGAGUUGGAUCUGAAUGUCAUUGUCUGGUAUAACAAGACGAGCGUACUCCAAGAUGGCGUCGCCUCCAACAACGUCGCCCUACACACGGGCAGUCGUGAAUGCCAUGCGAAGACUAUAUCCAGAAGCAUUGGCGGACAAGAGCUUCGACAACACUGGCUUGCUGUUAGAGUCUCCGUUCAAUCCUGCUCGUCGACAGAACAACUCAGUCCUCCUUACCAUCGACCUUACCAAAGCUGUUGCGGACGAAGCCAUUCGACGGAAGGACUCGAUCAUUGUUGCAUACCAUCCGAUCAUUUUCCGCGGCCUGAAGAGUCUCACGCUCAAAGACACGCAACAACAAAGUCUCCUCCGACUCGCAGCCGAAGGAAUCAGCGUCUACAGCCCACACACCGCCGUCGACGCCGCAAAAGGCGGUCUAGGCGACUGGCUCGCCGACAUCAUAACCGGCGAACCCAGCACCUCCUCCGACGCAACCUCCAACUCCUCCACCACCAACGCCAACAACACCCCCGACACACCCACCAAAAAGCCCAAACGCCCCACCUUCUCUCUCAACCACCACCCUUCCCAACUCUCCCUCAAAGAAGAAGAGUCCACAUUCACCCCCGCCCACCACCCCCACAAACGCUACCCCAUCACCCCAACCAAAGUCUCCGGCCACGACCACGGCGGCGGAAUGGGCCGCAUCAUCCACCUCGACACUCCCGUUCCUCUCCCCACUCUUCUCGACCGCAUCUCCGCAGGCCUGAACAACCCCGCCGCAUUCCCCAUCGCCAUCCCGCAAGGUCGUACAGCCUCGGACAUCACCAUCCGCUCCAUCGCAUUAUGCGCCGGGUCCGGUGGCGGAUUAUUUUCAGAGGCGGAGAAGCAGGGUGAAGAUGUCGAUUUGUAUUUCACGGGGGAGUUGUCGCAUCAUGAAGCGUUGGCGGCGACGGAGAAGGGGAAGGUGGUUGUGGCGUUGUUUCAUAGUAAUUCCGAGAGAGGGUUUUUGCAUGCUGUUUUGAAGGGGCAGUUGGAGGAGGCGAUUCCGGAGGAGUGGGAGAAGGUGAGGAAAGAGGAUGGAAGUGGGGAUGGGGCGGAGGAGGUGUUGAAGGGGGAGCAUGAGGGGGUGUUUGUGAGUGAGGUUGACCGAGACCCUUACGGGAUCAUGAUUUCGAAGACGGGUUUGUGAGAGACAGAUGGGGUUGCAGCAGAUGUUUGGCGACAGGCGCAGUGUGAAUGGCCUCAGUACAGGUAGACGAUAU
Zymoseptoria tritici IPO323 is the source of this 1248-nucleotide messenger RNA. RefSeq lists its product as uncharacterized. NCBI's taxonomy places the organism in Eukaryota, Fungi, Ascomycota, Dothideomycetes, Mycosphaerellales, Mycosphaerellaceae. Gene Ontology annotation, cellular component: cytoplasm; mitochondrion. The transcript has 4 exons. The coding region runs from base 18 to 1175 and encodes 385 amino acids. The record is from RefSeq and is a predicted model, not a curated record.